ACGUACCAUCCCGAUCAUGCCUGAAACCACCGUGAAAGCGCCCAAGAAGGGCUCAAAGAAAGCCGUGUCUAAGAGCGUCAGCAAGACCGGCAAGAAAAAGAGGAGGACCAGGAAAGAGAGCUACGCCAUCUACGUGUACAAGGUGCUGAAGCAGGUCCACCCCGACACCGGCAUCUCGUCCAAGGCUAUGGGCAUCAUGAACUCGUUUGUGAGCGACAUCUUUGAGCGCAUCGCCGGUGAGGCCUCCCGUCUGGCUCACUACAACAAGCGCUCCACCAUCACUUCCAGGGAGAUCCAGACCGCCGUCCGCCUGCUGCUGCCCGGGGAGCUGGCCAAGCACGCUGUGUCUGAGGGCACCAAGGCCGUCACCAAGUACACCAGCUCCAAGUAGACAGUCCUGCUGACUCUAGUAACAAACCAACGGUUCUUUUAAGAGCCACCCACUUUAUCUGAAGGCUUUUCCCAAGCUUCGUUUGCAACUAAAUUCAAACAUCAUAGAAUAAUGAGGUAUAAAAAUAAGCAGCAUGUUUAUGUUCAUUUAUUUCUAUAUUGUUACAGACCUAAUAAUUCUGGGAAAUAAAACUAAUGCCAUCAAUAUAACAUUCUAUGCCUCUGCAAAUGUUUUGUUGUCUUUGUGCCUGUAAUCUAUGCAACAUCAGUAAAGUUGAAAUUAAUAUUAUGCUCUAUAAAUGCUCUCUUUCAUAUGGAGAGAAAUUUACAAACUUAAACACCACAAAAUUAAACACCCAUUCUAGUUUUUCAUCAUGUGAACAUUCAGAAUAUUUCAGGGUUUUGUUGAAUCAUCUAAUGGAGAGUUCAGCCCUCAUUAUCCACCUCUCCCAAAUCACACAACACAAUCUGUUUUCAGUUGGUGAAUAACACUAUAGUUUACAUUUGUACAUCAGAAACUGUUGGUGGUUGUCAGGUAUGAGAAAUACAGAUGACUUUGUUAAAUUAGCAUGUA
This is a messenger RNA of Epinephelus fuscoguttatus (brown-marbled grouper), 964 nucleotides long. RefSeq names its product histone H2B 1/2-like. The record is from RefSeq and is a predicted model, not a curated record. Gene Ontology annotation, molecular function: DNA binding; structural constituent of chromatin; protein heterodimerization activity. The coding region runs from base 17 to 391 and encodes 124 amino acids. Gene Ontology annotation, cellular component: nucleosome. The transcript has a single exon. NCBI's taxonomy places the organism in Eukaryota, Metazoa, Chordata, Actinopteri, Perciformes, Serranidae.